AUGGCUGAGGUUGCAGGCCUACUUCUCUCCCCCUUCCUCCAAGUACUCUUUGAAAAAGUUGCAUCCCCUGAGUUCGUUGACUUCUUUCGAAGUCGAAAACUUGACAGAAGACUCUUGAAGAGGCUGGAGAUAGCGUUGCUGAUUGUGAAUGCGGUGCUCGAAGAUGCAGAGGAAAUGCAAUUUACAAAGCCUAUGGUGAAAAAGUGGCUUGAUGAGCUCAAAGACGCCGUCUAUGAUGCUGAGGAUAUCCUGGACGAGAUUCAUACUGAAGUCUUGCGAUGCAAGUUGGAUGCUGAAUUUCAUACUGUCGCAACUAAGGUACGAAAAACCAUCUCUACUUCUCUUAGUCCUUUUGUCAAGGAGAUAGAACCAAAGAUAAAAGACAUACUCGAGACAUUGGAUCAUCUAGUAAAACAGAAGGAUGUUAUAGGUUUGAAAGAAGGCGUUGGAGGGAAAUCAUCCGGAAGAUCGUCCACUACUUCUUUGGUUAAAGAAUCUGAUAUUUUUGGUAGGGACGAUGAUAAGAAGUCAAUAAUUAAUUUGUUGCUGUCAGAUAACAUAAGUGGCAAUGACUUGUGUGUGAUUGCUGUUGUUGGCAUGGGGGGACUUGGGAAGACAACCCUUGCUCAACUUGUAUACAACGACGAUCGGAUGGAGGGGCAUUUUGAUCUUAAAGUGUGGGUUUGUGUUUCUGAUGAUUUUGAUGUAUUGAAGAUGACGAAAAUAUUUUUAGAGAAACUUGGAUUGUCAACUAACGGCGAUAGUAAGAGUCUAGAUUGGCUUCAAGUUACACUACAGCAGAAUCUGAGAGGAAAGAAAUUUCUUCUUGUUUUAGAUGAUGUUUGGAAUAAGAAUUAUUCAAAAUGGGAGGCCUUUAGCAACCCCUUCAGAUUCGGGGCAGAAGGGAGUAGGGUGAUUGUAACCACAAGGGAUAAACGUGUUGCAUCAAUCAUGCGCUCUACUGAAAUUCAUGAUCUAAAGAAAUUACAAGAAGAAGAUUGCUGGAAACUAUUUUCGAAACAUGCGUUUCAUUCUGGUAAUUCUAAUGCUCAUCAGGAGCUGGAAGUAAUUGGUAGACAGAUAGUGAAAAGGUGUGAAGGCCUACCCUUGGCAGUCAAGACAAUUGGAGCUCUCUUGUGGUCUGAACUGGAUGUUAGAGAGUGGAAUAAGAUACAAGGGAGUGAAAUAUGGGACUUGCCAAGUGAUGUUAUUCCUGCUCUAAGAUUAAGUUACAAAUAUUUGCCCUUAGAUCUAAAGCAUUGCUUUGCUUACUGUUCAAUAUUUCCUAAAGACCAUUAUUUCGAAAAAGAAGAUUUAAUCUUAUUGUGGAUGGCAGAAGGUUUGUUGCCACAAGUGACAGGCAAAACAAUGGAACAAAUUGGUCAUGAUUACUUCGUUGAUCUUGUAUCAAGAUCAUUGUUCCAACAAUCGAGUGAAAGUACUCUGGAAUUCGGAAUGCAUGAUCUUAUCAACGACUUAGCAAGAUUUGUGUCUGGACAAUUUACCUUUAGGUUGGAGGGUGAAAAUUCUCUCGACAUUGUCAACAAGACACGUCAUUUUUCAUUUUUCCUAAACCAAUAUGAUACUACCGAAAAGGUUCUGCCUGCGCUCUACGAGGCCAAGAGAUUACGUACUUUCCUAAGACUACGUCAUAACUAUAAUACAAUGCCAGUUAAGGAACUUGUGCAUGAUUUGUUGCCAACGCUAAGAUGCUCACGAGUUUUCAGUCUAUGUUAUUAUCAAAAUUUGAUUGAGCUGCCAAAUUCAAUUGGCAAAAUCAAAUGUCUACGAUAUUUGGAUUUUUCUAGAACUGCAAUUAGAAAGAUACCUGAUUCCAUAUGCAACUUGUGCAAUUUGCAGACGUUGAAAUUACGGCAUUGUGAGAAUCUUACUGAAUUGCCAAGAGAUACUCAUAAACUCAUCAAUUUGCGCCAUCUUGAUUUUAGUGAUACUCCCAUAAAGGAGAUGCCAAUACAAUUGGGAAGACUACACUGUCUUCAGACAUUGACUGAAUUUAUUGUUGGUAAACAAAGUAGAGCGGGCAUAGAAGAGUUGGGGAAUCUUGCAAAUCUUGGGGGAAAGCUCUGUAUUUCGAAUCUCCAAAAUGUCGUAUCUCCUAUACAUGCUUUGGCUGCCAGCUUGAAUGAUAAAAAGUAUCUGGACGAGUUGAAUUUGGAAUGGAAUGACGAAAAUAAUAUUUCAGAAAGUCAAAAGACUGUAUUGGACAAUCUUAAACCCCAUGCAAACUUGAAAAGUCUCUCUAUCAUCGGCUAUGGUGGUAAAAAAAUUUCAGACUGGAUUGGGCAUAAUUCAUUUUCUAAUAUAGCCUCUCUCUAUCUAUUUAAGUGCAAGUAUUGCUCUAUCUUACCACCACUUGGACAGCUACCUUCUCUGCAGUCCCUUUCUAUUGUUCAGUUUGAUGGAAUCGAUGAAGUUGACAGAGAAUUUUAUGGCAAUUGUUCGUCUUCAACAAAACCAUUUGGAGCCUUGAAAGUUUUGAAGUUUAGAGACAUGCCGAAGCUGGAGAAAUGGUUUGCUUUUGGUGCUGAAAAUGAAGGUGGAGCUUUUACUCAUCUUGAAGAGCUUGAGAUUGUUAACUGCCCUAAGUUAAGAAGAGAGUUGCCCAUCCAUCCUCCUUCUAUAUCUAGACUUGUGAUAGAAGAAUGUCCGUUGUUGGUAACUUCACUUCUAAGAGAAGAAUUUCCAACAGGAUUGCAGAAACUUGCAAUUGGAGGAUUUGAUGCGUUAGAGUCCAUACCAGAUAGAUUGAUGGACUUCAACAGUAGUUGUCUUGAGGAGUUAAAAAUUAGUGGUUGCCACUCGCUUAUAUCUCUGUCCAGUGCUGGUCUACCUUCUACAUUAAAAGAAUCUGGAGUCUGUUGA
Juglans microcarpa x Juglans regia is the source of this 2883-nucleotide messenger RNA. Its product is annotated as putative disease resistance RPP13-like protein 1. Gene Ontology annotation, biological process: defense response to other organism. Gene Ontology annotation, molecular function: ADP binding. The transcript has 2 exons. The record is from RefSeq and is a predicted model, not a curated record. Lineage: Eukaryota; Viridiplantae; Streptophyta; Magnoliopsida; Fagales; Juglandaceae. Bases 1 to 2883 code for a protein of 960 amino acids.